AUGAACUCAUUAUUAUGCUGUCAAGACUUCUCAGCUUUGAAAUUCGAUCAACUUCUCGAUAUUGUGGACAUGACGAACAGGUUCCGAUGUUUUGGUCGCACAUACUUCUCCCACUCGUCUAAUGAGCUCAAUGCAUCAUUGGAAAAGCAAGCAGGAUCAUACUUCACCCGCUAUCAUGCGGAAAGAAUGGAGGAACUGCGCAUGUUUCUGGAGAAUGAGUGCUUCACCAUAUGUCCGGUGUCGCCGCAGUUCACAAUAUUCGACCUUCAAGACUUUUCUUUCCUGGAAGAACUGAGAAAGCAGAAAGCGGAUUUGGCAGCACCUUCUAGCGACACAGCGGAGCAAAAUGGUUUCAAACCAAUCCCAGCGCAAUUUGUCAAUCCUUUUGCUAGCACUGAGCUGGAGUCAAGGAAGCAAUCACAGCGCAACUCACGGUCGACUGAUGAUCGGGAUGAUCCGCAUGAAGGCAGUGGCAAUGAGGAAGAGGAAAUUGAAGCAGCUCCGAAUUUAUGCAACACAGCACUCACACUUCUUCGGUUUUUUGGAAGAUAUAUGCGCAUGACGUCAUUGUUGCCUUCAAUAGCUGAGCAUUCUGUGCCAGCCCUUACUCAGUUGUUCGAAUAUUUCUUUUAUUCUAUAUGUCUAUUCUUUGGAUCAGACGGGUCAGAUAAUAUGGAAGCACCUCUUAGGAUAAGAUAUGUUCUUGAAGAUAUCGAGCUACGUCUACUAGGAAAUGGAAAUGAUCACGCUGCGGACUUGGGACGACUUACUGCGCCAACACCAUGUUCGGGACUAAAUUUGAGCCAUGUGGACGAACUAUUUGGAGCGGUUGAACGAGUCGUAGGCGUUGAGUCCCUGUUAGUUUUUAAUUACUCGCCAAGUAUUCUGCCGCACUAUUUUUUUUUGUCAAGGGAAUUUGUGGCUCGUCAACUAGACCUUGUACGCCCAGUCAUGGAGUUUUUGAUAUGCCCAACAGACGAGAAUACACUGAGAGCGCUGGACCAAUUUUACGCAAAUGUAAUGGUUUCUUGUUUUAGAAUCUCCAAUAUGGAUCUACAGUCGCAUCAUUACAUAUGAUC
Messenger RNA from Cylicostephanus goldi, 1079 nucleotides. Lineage: Eukaryota; Metazoa; Nematoda; Chromadorea; Rhabditida; Strongylidae. The record is from the annotation of a GenBank genome assembly.